AUGCGUAAGACAGGAAGUAAAAGGCGAUCGAGUACAUCGAGUCCAAACAGUUCUGAAUCCGAUGAAUGGGUUGAAAAAGACAGUAAAUCUAGUGCACCCAAUCAGAGGGAAGACUGGAUGUCAAUGACUGGGAUGCUCAAAACAUACACAAAGAAUGACAUUAGGCCAAAACGAGAAGAAAAGGAUAAAAAACAUAUUGAUUCAUACAAUCCAGCAACUUGCAGUAGAGAAUUGAAUCCAUACUGGAGAAAUGGGGGCACUGGUUUACCUCAAACAUCAGACAUCUAUAGAAAAUCAAAGCCAUUUGUUAAACCGAGUGAUACUGUUGACUAUUAUUCUAAAUCAAGGAAAUCAACAAAUAAUGCUAUGGACACUCAAUCAAGUAGAAAAUCUAAAGGACUUGUUAAACCCAGUAAUGACGACGAUGAUGAUUAUUAUGUGAACUCUAGGAGUUCAAGUUCACAACCUUAUGAAAGACAUCAUGGGAGAGGUGUACAUGACAAGUACAAAGAUGAAAGAAAUUAUAAUUAUGGUUCAUUAGGAACAAGUAGUUGGAGGAAGCACAGUGAGAAGGAUGAUAAGAGAAGGGACAUUAAAACAGAAGUCCAAGAUGAGUAUCAAAUGACUGAAGAUAAAGAUAACAAAAAGUCAGAAAAACCUGUUAGCAGCUUGGAAACUGUCAGAACAGAAGUAAAAAAAGAAUCAAAAAAUAAUUUGUAUUUAAGUGAUGAAGAAAUGAAUAAACUUGCUGCAAAGAUUGUAAAGGCUGAAAUAUUGGGAGACACCAAAUUAGUUGAAAAGUUAAAGGCUAAAUUAGAGGACGCAAGGGAGUAUAGAAAGCAUAAUCCAGAUGCAGGCAAAGAGGAUGAGGAUGACAGAGUAAUGUUGAUAUCAACAAGCAGGUCUGGUAAUAGCAGGCCACUUGCUUUUGGUGAGAAAGGAGAUUCGAGAAGUAAAGGUGGCAAAAGAAAAGCUGAAACACAUGUUUCUGGAGAAAGAACUAAAUACUUUGGCAAUGAUGAUAAAUAUAACUUGAAAGAAAUGUUUCAACAAGAGAAGUAUGGAAGUAACUACAAUGACGAAGCUGAAUUGGCUAAAAUUGCCUCCAAGCAUAAGAAUCCUAAUGAUGACUUAGAAGAUAUAUUUAUGGAUGAAAUAGCUAAGAAUAGAAGUGCAGCAAAGGAUAGUGAAAGUGAAAAACAGAGAGCUAUCAAUCAGCAUCAGAAGAUGGAAAAAUCUUUAGAUGGGUGUGAAUAUUGUGUAGAUUCUAAGAACAUGUUGAAACAUCUUAUGGUUAGCAUGGGAAACAAAGUUUAUGUAGCACUACCCUCAAGAAGGUCUCUUGUUAAAGAUCAGUGCAUUAUAACAACAAUCCAACAUUCAACAUGCAUUACCUCAGUAGAUGAAGAUGUCUGGGAGGAAAUAUUGAGUUACAGAAGGGCUCUUACAAAAUUCUAUAAUUCUCAAAACAAAGAUGUAGUAUUUUUCGAGACUGCAACAAAGUUACACAGAUACCCACAUUUGGUCAUUAACUGUGUGCCAUUACCAAGAGAUGUAGGUGAUAUGGCUGCUAUAUAUUUCAAAAAAGCGCUUCUAGAUUGUGAAGCAGAGUGGUCUAUGAAUAAAAAAGUAGUAGACUUGAAAGGGAAAAGUAUACGAAAGGGAGUACCAAAAGGGUUACCAUAUUUCUGGAUAGAUUUUGGAAUGGAUCCAGGAUUUGCUCAUGUAAUCGAGGACCAGCAGUUGUUCCCUAAAACAUUUGCAGAGGAAAUAAUUUGUGGUGUAUUGGAUUUGGACCACAGCUUAUGGAAGAACCCGCGGAAAGAUUAUGGAGACGUACAAAGAAAAAAAGUCCUUGACUUUGUUAAAGAGUGGAAACAUUUCGAUCCAGUGACCAAAUAA
Arctia plantaginis is the source of this 1902-nucleotide messenger RNA. The record is from the annotation of a GenBank genome assembly. Lineage: Eukaryota; Metazoa; Arthropoda; Insecta; Lepidoptera; Erebidae.